Parnassius apollo (apollo) is the source of this 1020-nucleotide messenger RNA. The record is from the annotation of a GenBank genome assembly. NCBI's taxonomy places the organism in Eukaryota, Metazoa, Arthropoda, Insecta, Lepidoptera, Papilionidae.
AUGCAAUACGUUCCGGCACCCGGUCCGCAGAUGACUUUAAGAACAGUAACCAACAGCAAUAUUAUGCCUGGAAAUGUUUCUGGACUAUACCAGGCACCAGCGAUGCAAUGUAUGAUGUACGGACAAGCAGUAUACGGACCGCCAAUGAUGUAUUCACCAAUCAAUUCCCAAGUCACUUAUCCAGUACGGCAAAAAUGUAUGACGCACGGCGUUCAGUAUAUAAACAACUUAAACUCGCUAGACUUAGCAAGCAGUAAUUUUGUAGAGACAGGAAAGCCUGAUUCGCACCUGAAGACUGAACAGACGCACACUGCAAACGUAUCGAGAGAUAGGAAACGCGCAGAAUCUCAAGCUUUAGCAUCCAAAGCCGAUCAAGGAAGCAUAAUUAGUCACUCAUCAACGAAUGCCUCAUAUCAGAGCUCGAAAUCAAUACAGUGGGGCAACAGCGAGGAGAAAAUGGAUAAAACUGACAGAGAGUCCAGUUAUUCAUCAUUUUGUUCAUCUUUCUUUAAAACUGAAUCUGGCCGUUCGGCAGAAAGCAGUGACUCUAAAAAGGAUUUUGGAAAAAUAGGAAAAAAGAGUGCAAUCGAUGGCGGACAUGGAAACUGGCCAGCAUUCGAAACGGAGCAGAUAAAAAACAGUCCUAGAAGAAAAAUGGUACCGCCGUGGAUGGAACACGUUUGUGUUACCUCGGAACUGAUCUAUAAAUAUCAAAUUCUUACAAAGAGCAUGGAUGAAGUACUGUCGGGUGACAAACAGAAAAUAAAAACCCUUGAGCAGCCAUCAUUGGUGAACGAGCAGUUGAGUCAGCUUUAUUUAGACCUUCAGUUGGAAGGAGUCGCAGCAAGAUUGACACUUGAAGAGGGCAUCACCAGUUCAAGUAGUUCUGGUGAAGAGUCUAUAGCCAGAGCAUCAAAGGGCCAUAGAAAAAAGCGGCAGUACAGCAAAUUGGUGAUGAUAUACGAAGAGAAUGCACCACUUCCACCUCCGGACUCACCAUCCGGUACAUCAAAUUCUUAA